Molecule: messenger RNA, 3779 nt
Organism: Hemibagrus wyckioides
Lineage: Eukaryota; Metazoa; Chordata; Actinopteri; Siluriformes; Bagridae
Gene: aplp2
Product: amyloid beta (A4) precursor-like protein 2
Exons: 18
Coding region: 198-2561 (787 amino acids)
Biological process (GO): axonogenesis; central nervous system development
Cellular component (GO): membrane
Molecular function (GO): heparin binding; serine-type endopeptidase inhibitor activity; transition metal ion binding
Source: RefSeq, a predicted model, not a curated record
GGAGACGGCGCAGUAGAUUCCAUGAUCAGACAAACGCACACGCAGUGGCUGCUUUAGCUAUAUUCGCUGUUCGAGUGGAAAGAAAAACACUUUACGAGAGGAUCGACGAUUUAGCAAGGGGGCAGUUUAAUAACUGCGGCAGCGUCGGCUGGUGACAGAUCUUUUCAGCAGAGGUGAAGCGGGAAGCUGUUUGGAAGAUGGGCUCAAUCCCGGCUGUGUCUAUUUUGAUUUUGGGUAUGGUUGUCCCUAGCCUGGCUGGAUAUAUGGAGGCACUGGCAGCUAAUCAAGGGACCGGCUUUGCAGUGGCAGAGCCUCAGGUGGCCAUGUAUUGUGGGAAACUCAACAUGCAUGUCAACAUCCAGACAGGCCAAUGGGAGCCGGACCCUUCUGGAACCAAGAGCUGCAUUAGAAAGAAGGAGGGUGUGCUGGAAUACUGCCAGGAGAUGUACCCUAAACUGGAAAUCACAAAUGUUCUGGAAGCCAACCAACCAGUCAAGAUUGAGAACUGGUGCAGGAAAGGAAAGAAACAGUGCAAGCCUCAAGCCCACACUGUGGUCCCAUACAAAUGCUUGGUUGGAGAGUUUGUGAGUCAUGUGCUACUUGUCCCAGCAAAGUGUCAUUUCUUCCAUAAGGAGCGCAUGGACAAAUGUCUCGGUCAUCAGCAGUGGGAAGGAGAAGCAAAGGAGGCUUGCUUAAAGGCGAACAUGGUGCUGCACAGCUACGGCAUGCUGCUUCCCUGUGGUGUCGAUAAGUUCUAUGGCACUGAAUAUGUUUGUUGCCUGUCUGCUCCUGCUCAGGAGCCAACUCCAACUGUCGUUGCCUCUCAGGAGGAGGAGGAGGAGGAGGAUGAUGAUGGUGAUGAAGAUGAUGCCGUUGAUGAUGGCAUUGAAGUGCAGGAUGAGGAUGACGAAGAAGAGGAUGAGGAUCUGCAGGAUGCAGUAGUAGAGGAGAGUGAGCCAGAAAUGGAUGAACAGCCAACCCAAAAGGAAGCUGAAGCUGAGUUGUUUGAUUAUGAAGGAGAAGACGACAAUGACCAAUACCACUAUGUGUAUGAAGAUGAAGAUGAGGACAGAGACAGUGAAGAGAAAGAAAGGAAGAAAGAGAAGGUCACUGUUGAGAGCCAGGACAAUGACAUGUCUUUCCAGGAGAUUAAAGCUGUGUGUUCCCUGGAGGCAGAGACAGGCCCAUGCCGUGCCUCUAUGCCCCGCUGGCAUUUUGAUAUGCGCCAUAGGAAGUGUGUGCGUUUCAUCUACGGAGGCUGUGCUGGCAACCGCAACAACUUUGAGUCUGAGGAAUACUGCAUGGCUGUAUGCAAAAGCCUGACUCUGCCCUCCACUCCACAGCCCAUGGAUAAUGUGGAUGUGUACUUUGAGACUCCAGCUGAUGAUCAGGAACACAGCCGCUUCCAGAAGGCCAAGGAACAGCUUGAGAUUAGACACCGCAAUCGCAUGGAGAGGGUGAGGAAGGAAUGGGAAGAGGCUGAGCGUCAGGCCAAGAAUCUGCCCAAAUUAGACAGACAGACCUUGAUCCAGCAUUUCCAGACUAUGGUGGAGUCCCUAGAAGAGGAGGCAGCCAGUGAGAAGCAGCAGCUGGUGGAGACUCACUUGGCUCGGGUUGAGGCCAUGCUGAAUGACCGGCGUCGUUUUGCCCUAGAGAACUACCUUGCUGCUCUGCAAGCUGAUCCACCCAGGCCACAUCGUAUACUUCAGGCCCUUAGGAGGUAUGUUCGUGCAGAGAAUAAGGACCGACAGCACACGAUUCGUCACUAUCAGCAUGUGCUUUCCGUUGACCCUGAGAAGGCAACCCAGAUGAAGUCCCAGGUGGUGACCCACCUGCGUGUGAUUGAGGAGAGGAUGAAUCAGAGUCUGUCUCUGCUCUAUAAGGUGCCCUAUGUGGCAGACGAGAUCCAGGAUGAGAUUGAUGAUCUUCAGGAGCAGAAGGCAGACAUAGAUCAAUUCCUGUCCUCAGAGUCACAGCCUGAUGUCACUGUCUCUUCUGAGGAAAGUGUAGAGGUCCCGUCUUUUGAGGGCAAACCCUUCCGCCCAUUCCAGGUCAACUCCCUGGGGUCACAGUCUGAACCUGAGGGCGAUCUCUCUGAUCCCCCACGUGCCUUCAAGAAAGGCUCUGGAAUGAUGAAUGGUCUGGAUGGUCUGAUUGGAGCAGAGGAGAGAGUUAUCAACAGCAAGAACAAGAUCGACAAUGAUGUGAUUGAUGAUUCUAUGGAUGUUAAGGAAGUGGUUUACAGUGCUGAGAAAGUCAGCAUUUUGAAUGUUGAUCCUCUGUUCAGUCACAGAGGGAACCAGGAGAUAUUUCGCCCCCUGGGGGGGGAAUUUAGCUUUGGGAAUGGUACUCUGAUUGGCUUGCUGGUGAUUGCCAUUGCUAUAGCAACUGUGAUUGUGAUCAGUCUGGUCCUGCUAAGAAAGAGGCAGUAUGGCACCAUCAGUCAUGGCAUUGUGGAGGUUGAUCCUAUGUUGAGUCCUGAGGAGCGUCACCUGAGCAAGAUGCAGAACCAUGGCUAUGAAAACCCCACCUACAAAUACUUGGAGCAGAUGCAUAUCUAAUCUGGACCAUCAGGGGGUGAUAUGGGGCCACAGAAUGGUGAACAUACUACUGACCAAUAAUAUAAUUGCGCUCUUAGAAUCAGAAUUGCAUAUCGAAUUCAUUAAGAAUCAAAACCAAGUUAUUUAACACUGCUACUAGUUCUAUUAUUGCAACUGCUGUAUCAUGGAGCUCUGUUUAUAAUCUUAAACUGAAUCUUUUAAAUGGUAAUGUAUUGAAUUUUUAAAUCUAAUUAUGAAUCCUCUGAUAAAUCUGAUUAUGAAAACCUUUUGGUUUUUAUUUCAGUAGCUUGCUUGUACAUGCAGGUUAUUUGUACCAACUUAAAUGUAUAGUAAAUCAAAAUGAGAAAGUAUGAUGAGUGAAAUUAUUUCUUUUACUUUAUGUACUUUAUUAUUAUAACGAAAUUCUAUAUGAGUAUAAAACAGGUGUUCCAUUUCCUCAUUGUUAUUUCCUGAACAUUGUCGUGUAGGGAAAGGUUUGGUUAGUUAAAAUGUCUGUUGCUGUUGCCUGUACAACUCGUCAUAAGCCUGUUGAACUGGUGUGUGGAUUAAGUGAUGAGAAGGUCAACAGCCCAGGCAUCCUUGCUUUGUUUCAAGGGAAGUUUCAGAAGGCAUAUUUUUGUCACCACAUUUGGUCAAAAUUGUAUACUUUUAAGAUUGUGGGUGUUGGUUAUAUUGAGGCAGAGUAGAUUCAAGGGUAAAAGACUCCAGUCUCCCAUGUCUAGUGAACUGUGAUUUUAAUGUCAUUUGUCACAUAUGCACAUGCAUGUGACACUUCAAACAUUCUAACUGUCUAGUUGAGAAACUGAGUGCUUAACUGAGCACAAUUUGGCUCUCAAGAACAUUUUACUGAUUGCAUCUAUUGAUGAUAUUUUUUCCCCCAAAAGAUCUGAUUUUUGAAACUCCAUGCAGCAUUUGGAUCUUUCAUAAAUCUGGUGAAAUUCUAUAAGACAGAAAAGUUUUAAAAUUUUGCUCUUUUUUUUAUUUAUCAUUAUUUUUAAAGUUCAUAAUUGUUUCUAUUUCUUUCUUCUUCCUGUGGCUGUCACUAUGCACCCAAAUGGCUUGAUGUUGAACCCUGUAAUUGCCUGCUUGAUUGUGGGAAGGGUAAGGGGACACUAAUAUAAGAUGGAUAUAUUGGUAGAUAAUGUACUUGAUUCCUUUGAAAAAAAAACUUUGUGGUUGCAAGCAGGAAACAUCAAUAAAAUCACUUCUUCCAUAGUA